AUAUAUAUAGGCUUUAUAUGAAUAUGUAGACGACUGUUUUUGUUGGUUUUUCUACCGCCUACUCAGUAUCAGGAUAUCUUACCUUAUCCUUCUGGCGUAUGUUAUUUAUAAUUUAACAAGCAUGGGGAAUUACCAAAAUCAACAGAUACUGCCAGAAGUUAGUUUUGAAGAGAAGGGCAAAGAAUUGAACGUACGAGGAAAAGUACGUUCUAUUACCGAUUUCUUGCAGUACAUUCAAAGCAAGUCAAAGCGAAUAAACACUGAAUCCCAGAUAGCUCUACCAAUCCCAGAGACACUGUCACUCUACGAACGUCUCAAUGCUUCGUUCAACUCUUUGACUGAGAUCCAGCUGAACAUGCCAUUUAUAUUUCCACACCUGACUUACCUGGAUUUGAGCCACAACAACCUCUAUUUCCUGCCUGAUACAAUGGGGCUCUUCCUACAUUUGGAGAUCCUCAUUCUACACCAUAACUAUCUCAAACAAAUUCCUUACACCAUGGUUCAACUUGACAAACUCUCCAAACUCGAUCUGUCCAACAACAUGUUGAUAACACUGCCCAAAUCUCUUGGAGAAAUGAAAUCACUCCAAAAACUAAAUAUUUCACAUAACAAGAUCCGGGAAUUACCUUUAUCUCUAAUUGAGUGCAGCUCUUUGCGGUUAAUUUUAGCUUGUGACAACCUGAUGGAAAAUCCAACACAAGAUAUUUGUGAUCGAGGAUCAAAACCCAUUUUAGACUAUUUAAAACAGAAGAGGCUUGAUGGUUUAUCUAAUCAAAAAUCACCAAAAUCAAACCUUAAAUUUCCCAGGCAACAGUGGAACCAUUCACCAACAAAUGUUCCAAAUCCAGAUUCCCCCCAGAUGAAAUACAUUCAAAUGCAGACUCACACAACGUAUGUACCAAGCCGGUUGAAAACACCUCUUCAUUUUCCACCAAAUUCUACCAAACACGAUGCUCGUGUGUUGAGUGAUAAAAUUACAGGUCUCAUUUUUGGUGCUGCUGUAGGUGAUGCAAUUGGUCUGGCUGCACGAUGGAUGGACCCUGACGAAUGCCAGUUCUACUAUGAUAAAGAAGAUCUGAAAUAUUGUAAUAUCCGCCAGGACAAACACCGAGUGUUUUGGUCACCUGGAGAUUGGACAUCGAAUUUUGAUACAAUGGUUUUAGUCCUGGAUUCACUAAUUGCUUGGGCUGGAGUAAUUGAUGAGCUGGAUUUCUCCAAACGUUUGAAAUAUUGGUCUAAACAUGGUUUUCCAGAGCUGAAUGAUACCAAAGGAACUGUUUCCAGUUUUACGAUCCAAGAGGUCCUCAAACAGCAGUCCUUUGAGGAUGACCCACAUUUAGCAGCUGAAGCUGUUUUACAAGAGGGCUAUCUUCAAGACCCCAUCAACUCUACAACAGAAAACUGCACUUUGAACCCUUGCAUAAUCACUCCACCAGAUGAAUAUUUCUUCAAUGACAACUCAGCUGUUGUCCGAGCUGCUGUCCUAGGUGUCCCUUUUUUCUAUAAUCUGUCUGAAGUUGCCAACAAUUCUGUACGCAUAUGUCGCUCGUCUCACAAUCACCCAGAAUGCAUUGCUUCCUGUAUUGCCAUUACUGUUAUUAUUGCUUUACUGUUACAAGGUUCUCAUGACUUGAACAAUAUGGGGUCUGUCCGAGCCCUAUUAAACACAUCUGCUUUCCAUGCCAAUCCAUAUUUAAAAACUGAUGAACAAAGCAAUGAAUUUGAGUCGGUUUUAAGUGUUACAUCUUUAAAAAGUUUGAACAUUCGUGAGGAGAAAAAAAUGACACAUACUUAUAAACCUUUGGGAUGUGCUGCACUUGCUGUGAAAACCACAAAAGGAUACAGGGAAUUCAUCAGUGAUUUGGUUCUUGAAGGUGGAGACAGUGCAAGCAAUGCAUGUGUAGCAGGAGCCAUACUUGGUUGUCGCCUUGGUUACCUUCAACUUCCAAGUGAUUGGCUAACAGAACUUCUUCCCCAACAAGUCAGCUGGUUAAAUGUCAAAGUGAACUCCUUACUUGACAUGCUGGGACUUCCAUAGCUACUCCAAAAAUCUCAGUUACUUAGUUAUGUGAUGUUCUCGGAGACGUUUGUUGUCAUAUUUCAUCUCAACAUCAUAACCCCUACCGUCAUCAUUAUCACCAUUCUCAUCAUUGUUAUCUAUGCUAUCAUCAUCGUUCUCAUGAUUAUGAUCUCUGAGAUGUUCUAGAAUUUGAGUUCUAUGUCAAACAUAUUUGGCUGAAGAUGAUGGGAGAGAGGAUGAAGAAGUACAAAGAGGCUAGAGGUGCAACUUAAUCAGAGUUUUCCCUCUGUCACAGUGUAUUUUCUUCAGCGUCAUAUUCCAGUGCAAAUUGUGUUUUAUGUGUGUGGAGAUUGAACAAGAGCUCGACUUCUACUUAAGAAUGGAAUAUUACUUAGCUCAGAUAUUUAUAUAAAUAUUUUUUUUUUUCUGUACUGCUGAUCUACUUUAAAAAUGAGGUUGUGUCUGAAGAAUUAGCACAUUGGAUAAAACAAGCUCAAAAUCACUGAAUUUAAGAGAGAGAGAGUAUACAGUUUAACAGAUGUGUCCAGCGUGUGUUUGUCAGGAGAACCAGUUUAAAAAAAUAUCUGGUGGUUUUUGAAGCCAGUUUUAGGCUUUUUUUAUUUAUUGGUUGGACCAAGCUGAAAAGUAUGGAAGUCAGGGAGAUAGUUCUGUGUUUAAAGAUUAGACAAAGUAGUUUUGGAGGUGAAAUAUAAUAGUAUAAGGAAAGAACAGGCAGAUAUUGAUGGGUCAGUACUGUUGAUAAUGGGACUGGCAAUAAAAUAACUUUCUGCUAAUGAAAAUGAUGUUAAAUUGUUGCUAAUGAAAAUGAUGUUAAUAAUAAUAAUAAACAUUGUGUACAGUGCUCAGGUGCACUACAAUGUUAAACUGCUGUUAAUGAAAGCAAUGUUAAACUGUUUGUAAUUGAAAAUUUUAUUAAACUGUUGGUAAAUGAAAGGGUUGUUUGAAGUGUUGGGAAUAAAACUUGUUUGAAACUUGUUAAAAAAAUUGUUAGUAACGGAACAAAUAUAAAAUAAUUGUUGAUAAUGAAAUGAAAAUUGUUGAUGAUAAACCAGUUACCAACAAAGCUGUUGGUAAAUGAACCUUUAAAACUAUAUAUAUAUGUGUAUGGAACUGUUGGCAAUAAGGCAGUUGCAAUUAAAUUGUUAAAUUGUUAGAAAAUGUUUAUUUUUCUAAAACUAACAACAGAAAAAUUUAUAUUUCAAGAUGUUGGUAAUUGUCAAUAUAAUAACUAUACUCUUUUACUUGUUUCAGUCAUUUGAUUGCGGCCAUGCUGGAGCACCGCCUUUAGUCGAGCAAAUCAACCCCGGGACUUAUUCUUUGUAAGCCCAGUACUUAUUCUAUCGGUCUCU
Molecule: messenger RNA, 3390 nt
Organism: Octopus sinensis (East Asian common octopus)
Lineage: Eukaryota; Metazoa; Mollusca; Cephalopoda; Octopoda; Octopodidae
Exons: 10
Coding region: 122-2038 (638 amino acids)
Molecular function (GO): protein binding
Source: RefSeq, a predicted model, not a curated record